This is a messenger RNA of Penicillium coprophilum, 789 nucleotides long. RefSeq names its product short chain dehydrogenase/reductase family. The record is from RefSeq and is a predicted model, not a curated record. Lineage: Eukaryota; Fungi; Ascomycota; Eurotiomycetes; Eurotiales; Aspergillaceae. The coding region runs from base 1 to 789 and encodes 262 amino acids. The transcript is spliced from 4 exons. Gene Ontology annotation, molecular function: oxidoreductase activity.
AUGGAUUCCGCAAGUCUUUUCAAUGUCAAGGGCAAAGUGGUGCUGGUCACUGGAGGUGCUAAAGGCGUCGGUCGUAUGAUCUCAGAGGGAUAUGUAACAAACGGGGCCACCGUCUAUAUCUCUUCCCGUGAUGCAAAGGCAUGCGAUCAAGCAGUCAAGGAGCUCAACGCUCUGGGCAAGGGCAAAGCCUACGCCAUUCCGGCCAAUUUCUAUAAACUCGAGGACGUGAAGAAGCUGGCCGAGGAGAUCGGCAAGCGUGAAGGCAAGCUCCACGUCCUCGUCAACAACUCCGGAUCGAACUGGGGCGCUCCCUACGAUGAAUACCCCUCCGAGGCCUUCACACGAGUACUUACCCUCAACCUACACCGGGUCUUCGACCUGACCCAGCUUGUCACACCUCUCCUGGAAAAGGCGGCUACACCAGAGGAUCCUUCUCGCAUUAUCAAUAUCGGUAGUAUUGAUGGGCUCCGUGUUCCCUCGCUCGAGACAUUCGCAUACAGUUCCAGUAAGGCCGGUUUGCACCACUUGAGCAGGGUUCUUGCCAACCAUCUGGGCAAGCGAAACGUUACCUCUAAUACCCUGGCCUGUGGUCCCUUCGAAAGCAAGAUGAUGGCUGCUACCUUGCAGUCGUUCGGCGAUAGUAUCAGGGCUGGCGUACCUUUGGGUCGCAUUGGAACCCCACAGGAUGUGGCCGGGGCUUGCUUGUUCUUGAGUAGCCGUGCCGGUGCGUUUGUGAACGGCGCGACUAUCACGGUCGACGGCGGAAGUGCAAUCUCUGCCAAGCUAUGA